UUAUGAUGUGUAUUACCAAAUCAGCUGUCAAUGUUUGACAAAGGACCUAAAACUAUUUGAGAGAGGAGCUGCUGAGGACAGAACCAGGGAGAACCACCACCAGCCUUGCCUGAGCUAUUUUACAGUCAGAUUUUGGCUUCUUGUUCUUGGUUUUCUCGACUAAACUUCUGACCGAAUCAGUUAUGUCAGGGGAGGAAAACAUUUUGUCCCACAACGAAGCCAUGCAGAAGGCAGGCGACCCCAAACGCUUUCCUCUAAUCCCAAUCAGAGGAGUUCCUCUCAGGAGCUUGAUUGCCAACAACUGGGACUCUAUCUGGGCUUUCCGUCCUGACCCCUCAGACCUCCUCAUCGCCACCUACCCCAAAGCAGGGACCACCUGGGUCCAAGAAAUAGUGGACCUGCUUCUUCACAAUGGAGAUGCUGAGGCCAGCAAACGAGCCCCCACACCUGAGCGCAGUCCUUUCCUAGAGAUCUGCUACCCACCACCCGUCCCCUCAGGUCUUGAUCGUCUGAAAAACAUGGAUCCUCCAAGAAUUAUCAAGACACAUCUUCCUGUUCAGUUGGUGCCUCUUGGAUUUUGGGAAAACAAGUGCAAGACUAUCUACGUGGCACGCAACGCCAAAGACAACAUGGUGAGCUACUACUACUUUGAUCUUAUGAAUAAGUACCAUCCUGAUCCAGGGCCCUGGGAGUGCUUCAUGCCCAAGUUCAUGCAAGGAGAGUUGUCAUGGGGCUCCUGGUAUGACCAUGUGAAAGGUUACUGGAUGGAGAGAGAGAAGAAGAAUAUCCUUUACCUCUUCUACGAGGACAUGAAAGAGAAUCCGCGGUGUGAAGUGGAACGCAUCAUGAGGUACCUGGACUUGUCAGUCUCCGAUGAGGUCAUCAGCCGGAUUGUGGAGCUCACGUCCUUUAAGAACAUGAAGGAGAACCCGAUGACCAACUAUUCUUGCAUGCCAACACAUGUGUUUGAUCAGUCCGUCUCCCCCUUCAUGAGAAAAGGUGAAGUAGGUGAUUGGAGAAACCAUUUCACAUUGGAUCAAUUAAAGACAUUUGAAGAAGACUAUGAAAAGCAAAUGAAGGAAGUCAACAUACCAUUCAGGAGUCUCAUCUAACAGAUUGGGUUUUUCAAACUGAUGCAGAAAGGAAAGACCGAUGAGUUGCUACUGUGCAGCGCUCAAAACAGAGGGAUACUGUCCAACUAUUUGAGAUGAGCUAUAUACCAAAACAAAACAUCAAUAAAUUUGCUUGAGCCUGGAUGAUGAACACUAUGAUGAUUGAGCCUCCUGAUAUGUAGAUACGUUUGAAGGGGCAAUAAAAAUGUGCUCGACAAUACAAAUCCAUUGGUCAUUUGAUGUCAUGAAACCACCAACAGAGUCUCCUGACUGUAUGAAGCCUAUAGAGAGUGCUCAGAGAAUGAGGUAACAACAGAGUCGUAAGUGCUAUAUCAUAGGCAACUGGACUUACUAACGUUUCUUGAAGACAUUUCGCCUCUCAUCCAAGAAGCUUCUUCAGUUCUAAAUGACUGGUAUGAAGUUGCAGGCUAUAAACCCUGUGUGGGUGGGAACCCCUGCAUUUAGAACUGAAGAAGCUUCUUGGAUGAGAGGUGAAAUGUCUUCAAGAAACGCAAGCAAGUCCAGUUGCCUACGAUAUAGCACUUACGAUUACCAUGACCUGAAUGACUGAGAAUCUUCACCUGCAAGUAACAAGAGAGCUGUCAAUAAGUUGUGGGCACCUUUCCUAAACUACCUUCCAAAUAGCACAGCAGACCUAGUAAGCAGGGGACAUAGCAUUGUAAACUGGCGUCCUUUGACUACCUGUCUGUCUGUCCUUGAAGUAUUUGAUGCUCUGAACUUGCUCCCCCUGACCUGUGCAAGAUAUCCAGGCUCUGAGAUCUCUAUAUAAUGCUUUCCUAUGUAAUGUAUAUGCCAACAUGCAAUGCUGCUUCUUUCUGUUUGUUUCUUUUUACCAAUCCCAUAAGGUCUGUGAUGUGCUCUUUUCUAUCUCUGCUGUCAUAUGUUUUUGUUUUUUUUGGCUGUUGUUGUGUCAUGUUCUGUUAUUAAAACAACUGGGUGUA
Messenger RNA from Epinephelus moara (kelp grouper), 2074 nucleotides. RefSeq names its product sulfotransferase 1 family member D1-like. The transcript is spliced from 7 exons. Bases 183 to 1112 code for a protein of 309 amino acids. The record is from RefSeq and is a predicted model, not a curated record. Gene Ontology annotation, biological process: sulfation. Gene Ontology annotation, cellular component: cytoplasm. Lineage: Eukaryota; Metazoa; Chordata; Actinopteri; Perciformes; Serranidae. Gene Ontology annotation, molecular function: sulfotransferase activity.